AUGCACUUGUCAGCUGAAUGUCUCGAAGAUCUUAGAUACGUUGCCUUUUGGGAGCAAUCGGAGGAACCUUCACUUAAGAGUUUCUUAAAUUUCCGAUUACACGCACAAGAUUUGGAAGAUAAGGCGACAGAGCAUAACCGGUACAAAAAUAAACUGAAGGCUAUAAAAAAGUAUUAUGACAAAACAUCUGACGUCAGGCAGAAAAAUGAUAAGAAGUCGAAACAGACAAAUCAUUUUUGGGAUCUACAGGAGAGGCAAAAUAUUUCUGCAGAGAUAAAGCAACGAGGUGUUUUACUGCAAAAAGAAGUUACGAAAAAGAUUAAAAACCGCGUAACUGGGCAUAAGCGAGCUCGUGAAGAUAAGCCACCCAACCCACUAAAAAAGAGAAAUUUAUCAAUAAAAAAGAAUGGACCAAUCAAAUUGAGCAAGGAACACCGACAAAAAAUCGAGCAGACAUAUAAUGAUAUGAAUCGAGAGAGAAUGUGGAAACUCUCAACGGAAAAAUAUGUCGAGGAAGAAUUAUUCAAAUUAGGCCAGAAGUUGAAUUUUGAGCA
Messenger RNA from Paraglomus brasilianum, 554 nucleotides. The record is from the annotation of a GenBank genome assembly. Lineage: Eukaryota; Fungi; Glomeromycota; Glomeromycetes; Paraglomerales; Paraglomeraceae.